AUGAGCCUGCUCCGAAUGCGCCCAAAGGCAUUCCCAAGCGACAGGAACAAGCAGUUUGUGUCGCCGAAUGGAGCACCACCAUCAUCAUCCAGUCGGCGCUCGGACAACUACACGUCGGGCGACAUGGUGAUCAAGAACUUGCCCUUUCUAUCGUUCUUGAAUCCGCUGCGGGACCUGGAAUGCUUGUUCAAACCAUUCAAGUCACCAUGUGAAAGCUUGAGGACGCAGGAAAGCGUGCGGUUGCUGAGCGUCAAGACGCUUGGGUCUCGACGACGAUGGGGAAACGUUCCAACGUCCAUGACCCAAGUUCAGCCUGCGGUGGACGUUGUCAUGGACUAUGUUCCCGAAGUCGUACCCCAAGAAGACAAAGUGGAAGAAAAGAAGAAGGACGACGAACCCGUUGCCGAGCCGCUCGUCUUAUGGAGCGGAGUGGUUGAUGGCAAGGAUGUUGAGGUGGUUGUCCCCGAGGUGAUCGGCAAGUUCCUACGUCCCCAUCAGCGGGAGGGCGUCCAGUUUGUGUUUGACUGCGUCAGUGGAAACCGUGGGUUUGCAGGAAACGGGUGCAUCUUGGCCGACGACAUGGGGCUUGGGAAGACUCUGCAGAGCAUUGCCAUCAUGUACACGUUGCUCUGCACGAGCAUGGAACACCCGGACAAGCCGACUUUGAAUCGCGCGGUCGUGGUGUGCCCCACGUCGUUGGUCAAGAAUUGGGACGACGAAAUCAUCAAGUGGCUCAAAGGCAAAGUCAAGACCAUCGCCCUGUUUGAGUCUGGCCGAGAAAACGUCGUGAGCGGCAUCAUGAGCUUUAUCAACGGCAGCAAGCGGACCAACAACAGCACGGCGCCGAAAGUGCUCAUCAUUUCGUACGAGACUUUUCGCAUGCAUGCCGCCAAGUUCGUCAACGAACCCCAGGCGUGUGAGUUGUUGAUUUGCGACGAAGCGCAUCGGUUAAAGAACGCCCAGUCUCAAAUCAACCAAGCCCUCGCAGCCCUGCCGUGCAAGCGGCGGAUUUUGCUCUCGGGCACCCCCAUGCAAAACGACUUGGAGGAAUUUUAUGCCAUGGUGGAUUUUACAAACCCCAAUAUCUUGGGGGACACGCGGGAGUUCCGGCGGCGGUACUUGGGUCCGAUUCUGGUCGGCCGAGAGCCCGACUGUUCCGAUCAUGACAGAAAACACGCCCAGAGAUGCUCGGGUGAGAUGUGUGAAGUUGUCAACCAGUUCAUCUUGCGGCGAACGAACGCCUUGAAUGCCAAGUUCUUGCCGCCCAAGUUGACGCAAGUAGUCUGUUGCAACUUGUCGUACAUCCAGCAGCAGAUUUAUUCGCAUUUUUUGCACUCCAACGCGUAUCGAAACAUGAUGAAGAAGAACAGCACGCAUGUCCUGUCGUCGAUUACUGCCCUCAAGAAGUUGUGCAACCAUCCGAGCUUGAUCUUUGAGCAGUCAGCCAACGGGCAAACUAAAAUCGCUGCUGGCUUUGAAGAUUGCAUGGCGUACCUUCCUGAACAAGGACAUCGCCAACGCUCGUGUCAUCCUGAAUGGUCGGGCAAGUUUCAAGUAUUGGACCGGCUCAUGCAAGUGAUGCGGCGAAAGACAGACGACCGAAUUGUGAUCGUGUCCAAUUACACUCAGACUCUUGAUGUCGUGUCAGCCCUGUGUCGGGAGCGCAAUUUCCCCGCUGUUCGCUUGGACGGGUCAACGUCUGCCAAGAAGCGGAAGAAUCUCGUGGACGUCUUCAACGACCCCAAGUCGAAUUCGUUUGCGUUUCUGCUGUCGAGUAAAGCCGGCGGGUGCGGCAUCAACUUGAUCGGCGCCAACCGGCUGGUUCUGUUCGAUCCCGACUGGAACCCCGCCACGGACAAACAGGCGGCGGCGCGCAUUUGGCGAGAAGGGCAGAAGAAGCAGUGCUUUAUCUACCGAUUCGUUGCGACAGGUACCCUCGAGGAAAAGAUAUUCCAGCGCCAGUUGUCCAAAGAAGGGCUGCAAAGUAUCGUGGACGACAAGGAAGAAGUGAACUCGCUCUCCACCAAGGAUUUAAAGAGACUGUUUGUGUUUAUGGAGGGCACGCCGUCGGACACGCACGAUCAGUUGAAGUGCCUUCGCUGCAACAUUUCAAACGAAAGCUGCGACGAUCAUUCUAUGGUGGUGCAGCCCCAACUUGGCAUGCCUGCGGAAGAAGACUUGAACAACUGGAGCCAUCAUUACUCGUACGCUACAGUGGACGAUGAAAUCAUGCAAGAAGCACAAGCCAACCAGUCGUUGGUACUCAGUAUCUGGUCACCACAUGCCGAAACAUGACAUGCGUAGGUCAGUUUUGUGUUUAGCUGCCGUGUGGAUUGGGAGCUGUUCCAAGUCCGAGCGGAAAAGGAGCGCCAGGACCAACUUGCCGUCGACCAAGAGAAUUUGCUAAAAGCCGCCACACGUCGCAAUGCCGACAACGACGAAGAGGAGGAGGACGAGAGUGGUGUGUCUGACGAGGAAGAGGAGGUUGAACUGCCGCGUGUUCGUCCGUCCAAGCGCCGUCCAACGCCCCCAGCCCCAAGCGGACGAAUCAAACGAUCGCCCCACAAGGCGUUGGACAGCUCAGACGACGAAGUUGAAGAGUCUGAGAGUGACCACGACGCGUACUUGUAUGAAAAGCCGACUCUGAAGCGACCAAAAGUGUCCGACUUGAGCGACGUCGAGUUCCAAGCGGCCCCGCGCCGCCAGCAUCAGCAACCAUCUACCCACAUGGAUGUGUUGUCUGGCACUGACGACGAUGACGCCCAUCAAGAAGAGCCAAGCAUGGAAGCGGCGGCGGCGAGCAUUUUGGAGUUGCAGUCCAUGCUUGGACAAGAAUGUUACGCUGACGACGAUGAAGAAGAGACCAAGGAAGAAGUGAUCUGGGCGUGCAACCGUUGCACCAUGCACAAUCCACUGGAGGCCGACUCGUGCGAAGGGUGCGGCAUGCCCCAGCCCCGAAAAGCCAAGAAGUUGCUGUCCACGUCUAUUUACGUUGACUAGAAAUCGAAUGAUUGAUUGAAUCGUUAACGCGCUUCCUGGGUCUGAUUGUGCUGCAAGACCAGACUGGUGACCUGCCUGUCGAACUUUGCAGACGCGAUGCGCUCGCCGAGGACGGCAAAUGGAUUCGACAUGGCGUUCACGUACAAGUUGUGCAUGACGGAGAAAAACUAGGUGAUAAUGAAGAAGCCAUCAGUCGCAUGAGGAAUGUACCGCUCGCAUGUCGGACUCCUUCAUGGGGGUGUCUUGUACAAUCGCUAGCAGCUUCACCAACGUGUUUGUCACGUAGCCGUACCUGCAACAACGAAACGACGUGAACAUCGCAGAUAUGUCAACGCACGUACACUCGGAAAUC
Messenger RNA from Aphanomyces astaci, 3352 nucleotides. RefSeq lists its product as hypothetical. The transcript is spliced from 15 exons. Gene Ontology annotation, cellular component: nucleus. Lineage: Eukaryota; Oomycota; Saprolegniomycetes; Saprolegniales; Verrucalvaceae. Bases 1 to 2295 code for a protein of 764 amino acids. Gene Ontology annotation, molecular function: ATP binding; DNA translocase activity; ATP-dependent chromatin remodeler activity. The record is from RefSeq and is a predicted model, not a curated record. Gene Ontology annotation, biological process: reciprocal meiotic recombination; double-strand break repair via synthesis-dependent strand annealing.